This is a messenger RNA of Besnoitia besnoiti, 2331 nucleotides long. Its product is annotated as radical SAM domain-containing protein. Gene Ontology annotation, molecular function: catalytic activity; 4 iron, 4 sulfur cluster binding. The transcript is spliced from 5 exons. Gene Ontology annotation, cellular component: cytoplasm. NCBI's taxonomy places the organism in Eukaryota, Apicomplexa, Conoidasida, Eucoccidiorida, Sarcocystidae. The record is from RefSeq and is a predicted model, not a curated record. The coding region runs from base 1 to 2331 and encodes 776 amino acids. Gene Ontology annotation, biological process: porphyrin-containing compound biosynthetic process.
AUGGAGAACGAGGCAUUCUCUUGGCUUAUUCCGACGCAUCGCAGCCUACGGGAAAUUCGUGCGCACUCAAGACGUCCGAUCGAGGACGAAGGACUGCUUAAGGCAGAAACACGUGCUUCUUUGCGGAGGUCCGUCGCGACAUGCGACUCAGGAAAUGAAGACAUACCACGGUCUUAUGCUCCGAAGGAACAAACCAUCUUUCGAAGCAUUUAUUUUGGAGGCGGAACACCGUCGCUCAUACCACCUCCUCUCCUGGAACGGGUUUUGAAUGUCCUGGACAAAGAAGCUCGUCAGCUGUCCCCGGCGGGUGCGGGGAGCUUUCGGCCUCCAAUACAUAAACCACAAAUCGCUGGCGGCGAUGGCGUUGAAGACACGGUGUGUCAACUGGACGCAGAAAUUCAGCAUGAUAGCAAUUCAUCGGGCAUUGGCGCCCGCAGGUUAGUCGAAGAGCUCAGCAUUGAAAUUGAACCAAGUACCAUCGUCUCCGAGAAACAACUGGAAACACUGGUGCAGCUCGGAUUCACGCGAUUUAGCGUCGGUGUGCAAACGUUCGACGACACUAUUCUGAAACGUUUGGGGAGAGCGAAUACUCGCGCUGCGAAUAUCCGAGUGCUGCGUUCCCUGCAAAAACUUGUUCACGAAUACAAAGGACGGGGACAGAGACUUUCUAUAUCGACCGACGUGCUGCUGUCGUUUCAAGGGCACGAGCAGCUUCUUGAAGACCUGCGACUGUGUACGGACCUUGGCGCCUCCCACAUAUCGCUUUACGGAAUGCAGAUAGAACGCAAAUCCGUGUUCGGGCGAACGCUGCCACGAGACCUGCCGACUGAGGAUGAAGCUGCUGAUCUCCUCAUUGAAGCGCACCAGUGGCUCCUUCGUCACGGGUUCGAACACUACGAAGUCUCUUCUUUUGCCCGGAUCGAUGAAGACAUCCAUCGCGCUCGCCGGCGCACGGACGUGUUCGGGAGUGUGGUGCGGGGGGGCGGCGGAGAACAGGGCCAUCGCUGCUUGCAUAACGAGGCCUACUGGCGACUGGAACCUUUCUUCGGCUUCGGCAUGGGCGCCUCUUCACUCGUAAACCUCCACAGGUGGACGAGACCGGACAGGCUAGGGCCUUACCUGAGAUGGGUGCGAGGCCCUCUAGCGCGCGAGGGGUUUUUCGCCGCAACCGCUACUCCACCAGCCCUGCACAAAUGCCCGCCGCGUUAUCAAGGCAGACACCUGUUACGCGAGCUUGGAGUGGGCUGUUUCGCUAUCGGGAUCGGGAAUCGCGAUAUCUUCCAUCAGGCAAGCUUCCAGCGGGAUUCAAAUCACUCUCUUGAAACACGCUCAGCUGCACAAGCCGGUGUUCGCACUCCACAAGCCGUGAAAACACUCGACACCUUUUCGGCCUCAAAGACCGCAGAGGCGCCUGCCCCUCUGGACAAGGGGAACGACUCCAGUAUUCUGCCAGCGGAAGACCAAGCGCCGCUGCCGUCUGAACCAUGCCCUCGUGGGACGUCGUGUCCGGCGGAGCGCUGCAGCGGUGAAGAGGCUGUCCUGCAGCGGACACACCACCAACUGGCGGUGGAGGCCAUCGUGUCUGCGCUGCGCACCGACGACGGCGUCGACCUCUGUGCUCUGGCUGACUUGGAUCGGAUGCUAUUGAGCCGCAAAACUGAAGAUAAGUGCGGCUUAUCUACGAGCGACGGGAUUGACGUGCCGGAGUCUGCAGAGGGGCCCCUGCUCCAAGGGGUCGCCAAAGGCGUCCGGAACGCCCUGCGUGCGGGUACGGCGGAGAUUCUUGUGUCCGGACAACUCCCGGUGGGGUCCGCGCUUGAACGCCUGCUGACGAAAUGGAAGGAAGACCAGAAAUCACCGUCUGGAGGCGCAGAAACGACUUGCGGGGAGGCAGUGGUAACGAACGGCGCUGGGCGUGCGAGCUGCGCCCGCAUCUUGCGUGACCUUGAUUCGGAAUCCGGAGCACCAGCAAGCGCCAGCCUGGCCGUUCACGAGAAAUCGUCGCAGUCCUCAAACGACGGUGAGCCUGUAGACCGACUCUGCUGUGAAGGGCUAUCGUGCGACGCUGGCAGCGUGAAAGACAGUGACACUGUCUUGCGGGUGGCGCUGACAUCAAGAUUGGUGGACUCGGAAUGCCCCCGGAGCGGUGAAACUACAUCGGAUCUAGCUGUAGGGGACGCGACGGAGAACAGAAGGUUGCGGCAGCCCACCCACGAGCUUUCGGCUCGGCUACGACUCCGGGCCCCCAGAGGGUUUCUGGUCAGCAACGAUAUUCUCAGCGACAUUCUCUGUGCAAUCGACGAGUGCGAGAAACGAACCCGGCAGUACUGA